Messenger RNA from Manihot esculenta (cassava), 6863 nucleotides. Its product is annotated as DDT domain-containing protein PTM. Bases 279 to 6110 code for a protein of 1943 amino acids. Lineage: Eukaryota; Viridiplantae; Streptophyta; Magnoliopsida; Malpighiales; Euphorbiaceae. The record is from RefSeq and is a predicted model, not a curated record. The transcript is spliced from 9 exons.
CUAACUAAUUAGGCAUCAUGAAUUGGAGAAGUCCACUUCUCUCCAUCCUCCCGCUCUAGAUUUCAUGUGAGCGAUAAAAGCAAUUGUAGAGAGAGAAAGUGGAUUUCUCUCUCUAACGCUCGCCCAAGCCUCCUCUCCCUUUGUCUCUCUACCCAAAGAGUAAAGGGGAAGUAAACCCAAUUCUAGAGAGAGAAACGCACAGGAGACCAAAAGACUAAACAAAACACAGUGUUCCUCACCUCCCCAUUUAUGUUCUUAUUUUAGACUCAGAUCAAACUAUGGAGUUCGUCGGCAAAAUUGUUGAGAAGGAGUUUGAGGGCUACGGUGUCUUCUCAGGCUUCAUCCAAUCGUACGACGCGUCGUCCGGCUUCUUCGAGAUCGUCUACGAGGACGGCGAUUCUGAGGAGCUCGAUUUCUCUGAGGUCGCUGCUCUGUUGGACUGCAAAGAAGCUAACCCCGCUGACCACAAGCAACGGCUUGGCCGCAGGCCCAAGAAGCGCCGUCGAGUCGAGCCAAGGAAGCGUGAAGACCGAGGAGGUGAAGAAGAGUUAGGUAAUGCUAUUUCUCAUACUCGGGCAAAUGCAGAAAACCUAGGGAUAGAAAGUGGUGGUCUCGUUGAGGCUAAUGGGAAAUUCCAUAUGGAUGGGAAUGUUGUUGUGACUGAUGGGUUUAUUGGGAACUUGAGAGAAGUUGAUCGUGGUAACCGGCAUUUGGGAAAUGUGACCGUUGAUUUGAAUGAAGCUCUGGAGAAAGGGAGUGGUGUUGUGGAGACUUUGAGAGAAAGGGGGUCUGAUGAUGGGAGUACGAUUGGAAAUUGUAGCAUCAAGGAGGCCCUUGAUUUGAAUGCUGGGUUUAACUUAAAUUUAAAUGAAGCGUUUGAUAUGAAUGAAGAGGAUGAUUUAAAUACCCACAUUUUGAGAAAUCUGAAGAAGAGAGAGUGUAUAGACUUGAAUUUGGAUGUGAACAGUGAUGUGGAUGAGAAUAUGUGGGAGGUUGAUAUGGGGGUUACUCACACAGAGAGACAGAAGAAGGAAUGUGGAUUUGAUUUGAAUUUUGGAAUGGACAAGGAAGUUAAGGUUGACUUGGAUGGCGAUUUUGGAGGGGAAGCCAAGGAAAGGACAUAUUGCAAUAUCGUUAAAUUAGGGACUGGAGAGAUGGAUGAUGCCAGUGGAGCUUUGGAUAGAAUCCGUAAGCAAGGUGCUACUGUAAAUGGGACUUUGCAGGAAGUUCAUGUCCAGAAUGAUUCAUAUGUAGGGUUGGCUAUUUCUGGUGAAGAUUCCAGGGCUGGUGAUUCUGCUGAAGUGCAUGAUGCUAAAAAUACAGAAGAGGACUCUGCUGAGGUGGUUGAUGGGAACCGAUGUUAUAUGAUAAGUGCUAAUAAAGAAGGGAGUUGUGGGAGGAGGAGGAGGGGGAGGAGGAGAAGCAUUGCAAAUAGUUUGAAUUCUGCACCAGAAGCAACAGUAUUUACAGAUGCGGCUGUAAUUUAUGGGAACGAAGGUGAGAUAGGAAGUGCAUAUAAAGAAAGUAAUGUUAGUCAGAGGAGGGCAAAGCUGGUUGAUACCUCAAGUUCUGCACUAGAAACAUCAUUUGGAUAUGCUGAGGUUUCCAAGAAAGAUUGUAUUGUGGUAAGUGAUGGGAAGCAAGAUGACAUUGGAAGUGCGUCUAAAGAAGUGACAGGUAAUUGUAGAAAGAGAAGAAAGUUUUCAGAUCAUGUGAAUGCCACACCACAAAUGACAGUGCUGAGAAGGAGUACUCGUCGAGGUUCAGCUAAAACCAAUAUUUCAACCACAACAGCAUUAAGUGAAGUCCACGAUUUAUCUGUGUCUCCAGCAGUUAGUGCAUUAACUGAGGAGAGACCUGCGAAAUCUUUUUGUGAAUGGCCUGAAGAGCCUGCGGUUCUUCCUCCAAAGGUGCAACUGCCACCUUCUUCACAGAAUUUGGAUUUGGAUGGAAUUUCAAUAAUCAAUAUUUUAUCCGUUUAUGCCUGUCUAAGAUCGUUUAGUAUAUUAUUGUUCUUAAGUCCCUUCGAGUUGGAGGAAUUUGUGGCAGCUAUGAAGUGCAACUCUCCUAGCUUAUUGUUUGAUUGCAUUCAUGUUUCCCUUUUGCAAACUCUAAGAUUGCAUUUGGAGUACCUCUCAAAUGAAGGUUCCAAAUCCGCUUCUAUUUGCUUGAGGAGUAUUAACUGGGGUUUGUUGGACUUGAACACUUGGCCUGUUUUUAUGGUUGAGUACUUCCUAAUCCAUGGUUCAGAUUUGAAACCUUGCUUCAAUUUUUGUCACUUGAAUCUCUUAAAAAAUGACUACUACAAACAGCCCGUUUCUGUGAAAAUUGAGAUACUGAAACAGCUAUGUGAUGAUAUAAUUGAGGUGGAAGCCAUUAGGUCAGAGCUUGAUAGAAGAUCUUUGGGCGCUGAGUCUGAUAUGGACUUUGAUCGAAAUAAGGGUGCUGGGGUUUUCAAGAAAAGAAGGGCCAGGACUGGGAUGGACAUCUCAGCUGGCUCUUGCUUAACUGAGGAGGUUGUUGAUGACACCACUGACUGGAAUAGUGAUGAAUGCUGUCUUUGUAAGAUGGAUGGGAGCUUGAUAUGCUGUGAUGGUUGCCCUGCUGCCUUUCAUUCAAAGUGUGUAGGUGUUGCCAAUGAGUAUUUGCCAGAGGGUGACUGGUUCUGCCCUGAGUGUGCCAUAGACAGGUGUACGCCUUGGAUAAGCCCUCGAAAGUCACUUCGAGGGGCAGAGCCAUUGGGGGUUGAUUGUUAUGGUCGGUUAUUUUUUAGCUGCUGUGGUUAUUUAUUGGUGUCAGAUUCAUGUGAAACUGAAUCCUUAUUUACUUAUUACCAUAGAGAUGAUAUUAAUGCUGUUAUUGAAGUGCUGAGGUCUUCACAGAUGGCUUAUAGCAGCAUAUUAGAGGCAAUCCACAAGCAUUGGGAUAUCCCUGUCAGUUUAUAUGGAGCUAGUAGGAACCUGGAUUUAUGCUUGGAUAUGUGCAUGCCUCAAGCUUCAUUGGCAUAUCCGGAAAGAUGUACAAUUAAAGGUGAUAUUGAUAAUGAAAGUAAACCAGAAGAAAAGUCUGUCACGGGAUGUUCUGGUCAUAUUAAUUUUGAGGUUUCAAAGCCGUUGAGUCUAACAUCUGUGAGUUCUGAAGGAUCAGCUGAAAUAGCUCAAGCAAGUUUACAGAAUCAAGAUUUUCAAAAAGAAGGGCCUGAUUGUUCUAAUAGAACUGCUGAUUUCUUAAAUGAAUCUGAUAUACAAGGGAAGUUCCCACCCUCGGAAGACAAUUCAUUGACAUCAUCCAGUUUGGAUUUAAGAGGCAAGAAUGUAAUAGCAUCUGCAGCUGAUGGUCACCUUUCAUCAGCUUUAGAUCAGACAAAUGGGAACACAUCACAAGUGCAGCUGGGAACUGGCUACACAAACUAUUACAGUUUUGGUCAUAUAGCUUCAUCAAUUGCAGAAGAGUUUAUGCACAAGUCAUCAGACAAAAGCAUUGAAGACUCUAUAAAAACAGAUGAGGAAAUCAUUUCAGCGCAGAUGAAGAUUAUUUCAAAGAGAACUGCCAAGUUUUGUUGGUCAAAUAUUCCAAGAUUGAAUGUUGGUGUGCAGAAGGAAAAAUGUGGGUGGUGUUUCACUUGUAGGGUUUCUUCUGAUGGCUUAGGUUGCUUGUUUAAUCUGUGUUUGGAUCCAGUUCAGAGAGGGCCUGUGGAUGGCGUUGUUGGCCUCCCAUCAAAAAGAAUUGAGAAAGCCCAUCUUACAGAUAUAAUAAGUCAUAUUCUCUUGAUUGAAGACAGGUUGCAAGGCCUUCUGUUAGGUCCAUGGCUGAAUCCACAUUAUAGCAGGGUCUGGCGUGAAAGUGUUCUCAAGGCAUCAGAUAUUUUGUCUGUGAAACACUUAUUGCUCAUAUUGGAGUCAAAUCUGCAGCGUCUUGCACUUUCAGCGGAGUGGUUGAAACAUGUGGAUUCUGCCCCCGCUAUGGGUUCAGCUUCUCAUAUUGUCACAGCUUCGCUGCGCGCUUCUUUGAAGAAUGGAAUUGGUAGGAAGAGGGUUAGGAACUCAGAUUCUAAUCCUUCUUCAAAAUCUGCCAGUGGAUUGGGUAUGUUAUGGUGGAGGGGUGGUAGGAUUUCUCGCCGUUUAUUUAGUUGGAAGGUUUUACCUCGCCCCUUGGUAUCCAAAGCUGCCAGACAAGCUGGAUGUGUGAAGAUACCAGGCAUUUUAUAUCCUGAGAAUUCAGAUUUUGCAAAGAGGAGCAAAUAUGUCUCUUGGCGAGCUGCUGUGGAGUCAUCAACUACUGUAGAACAGCUUGCCUUGCAGGUUAGAGAGCUUGACUCUAACAUCAGGUGGCAUGAUAUUGGAAACAAAAAUCCAUCGUCAAUUGUGGACAAGGAAUUUAAAAAAUCAUUCAGGCUAUUCAAGAAAGUAAUUGUCCGUAGGAAGUGCAUAGAAGGAGAAGCGGCAAAGUAUCUUCUUGAUUUUGGCAAGAGGAAAAUUAUUCCUGAAAUUGUUUUAAAGCAUGGAUCUGUGGUUGAAGAAUCCUCCAGUAGGAGGAGGAAAUAUUGGUUGAAUGAAUCAUAUGUUCCAUUGUAUCUUUUGAAAAGUUUUGAAGAGAAAAGAAUUGCCCGCAGAUCUAGUAAGAUUAGUUCUGGGAAACCUUCUGAUGUUGGUGUUGUAGUGAAGAAACCAUCAAAGGAAAGAGGUUUCUCAUAUCUUUUUGCGAAAGCUGAAAGAUCAGAAUACCAUCAGUGUGCCCACUGUAACAAAGAUGUUCCAAUCAGGGAGGCUGUGUGCUGUCAGUAUUGCAAGGGAUUUUUUCAUAAAAGGCAUGUGAGGAAGACGGCUGGUUCCGUCACUGCUGAAUGUAUGUACACAUGCCACAGAUGCCUUGGUGCGAAAUAUGUGAAACUUGACUCGAAAGUGGGGAAGAGUGAUGGAAAGAGAGGGAGAAACAAGAAGAAAAAUAUGAGUGCUCAGCAUCAAAGGUCAAAAAAGGCUUCUGUAGGUUGCAGGUCAGUGCGAGUUAAAAGCAGUAAAAAAGAAGUGAAGGGCCCAUGGUCUCUACGAUCACAAAAGAAAAAGAAAGUAGCUGUUGUUGUGCCUCUUCGUCGUUCACCUAGGAAAGCUAAAUGCAACUCUUUGCAAAAUAAAAAAGUUGGAGGAAUCAAGAAAGAUAAACAGGUCAAAUCCAAAAAAGCAACAUAUAAGAAACCAACAAAGGUUACUUCAUGGCGCAAGAAGAGGACACAGACUUAUCGUAGUUACUGGAUUAAUGGUCUUCUAUUGUCUAGAAAGCCAGAUGAUGAACGCGUUGCCAAUUUUAAGAGUAAAAGUUUUGUUGCCUCUGCCAAGAGUGAUAUACUUGAUCAACCCAAGUGCCAUCUUUGCUGUGAAGGUGGAUAUACAUCUACCUUGAAUUAUAUUUCUUGUGAGAGGUGUGGAGAGUGGUUUCAUGCAGAUGCUUUUGGACUUGAUGUGGAGAAAAGCGAUAAGCUUAUUGGAUUUAGGUGCCAUGUGUGCCGUAAAAGUACCCCUCCUGUUUGCCCACAAGUAUCAACCAAAAGAAGACGUGAUAUUCGCAAUGAACUCUCUGGGGAAGCAACCAAUGCUGUCUCACAAUGUGAGGGAUUGCAAAAUGAUACUCGGAAUGAACUUUCUGAGGGAGCAACACAUAAUGGCCUGCAUUCAAGUGAGGUGGACCAAAAUGUUGUCCAGAAUGAACAUUCUGAGGAAGCAACAAAUAUCCGGCACCCAAGUGAGAUAAAUUCAUUGCAAGAUUUGCUUGCAAAUGAGGAUAAUCAAGUUUCAUUUCCUGUUGAUGAGCCUUUCCAUAGGAAGGAGCAAUAUUCAGAUCAUAGUUUUGCCCCUGGAUCUAGGUUUGAGGUGAGCAAUGGGCAGUUACCUGAUUAUGUGAAGGAGAAUACUGGUGAAACUCAAAUUUCUAACAAGAAAUUGAAUUCAGAACUCAUAUCAUGUAAUGGAAAUCAUACGCCCAAAGAGAAUACAAUUGAACCAGAACAAGAUGCUAUUGUAACUUCAUUUGAUAAAUUGCAAACCUCUUCCUGCAAUGAUGAUGUGGAUGUGAUACAAACUGAACUGGCACCAUCAGGGUGUGAGCCCCCAUCUUGAAGUCAUCAAUUGAUGGAGUCCUUGUUGAUUCCAUGGAGUUGAAUCCAAUUCAUUUAUGACGGUGAACUGAAAUAAGCGGAGGGAAGAGAUCUAAGUGUUGAUUUGAUUUGAUCUGUAGGCCUGCAUUUAAUUGGUGAAACGAAGAACUGUAGAGGGUAGAGUUAUUUGUAAAUCUUCUAAUGUUGAAAUUCAUGGUAGAAGUUUAAAAGAUAAACUGGGUUGAUUCAUUUGAAACUGAGAAAUAACAGAGUUCCUCUGUGGCUACAGUCUCUUUGCGACUCGCAAUGAGGAAGAAAGCUCCGCUGCAUUGCUUUGGCGUUCAAGGUUCUCAAGUUCCAUGAAUGUUUGAUAAACCCUUAUCCUGAGAGGUUUUGGAUAGUCUCUUUUUUUGACAAGGUCUGCUGUCAAUUAACGUUUUACAUUUCCGAAGAGGUUGCUACAAUGCUUUUGGGCUCAAGUAAUCAAAAUUUGUUUGGUUGGUUGGUUGAGAGAGCUUUAAGGCAUAGAAUGGCAACUGAUGGAUAGAUGUUGCGUUGCGAGGCAAGACAUGGGGAACACAUUGUUUCAUAACCAAGUGAGUGGUCUUAAUAUCUUAGCACAUUGAUAAUUCAGGUUCACUUUGGAAUGAAAUUUAGCAUUUGUUAGCUGCAAAAUCUCAUGCAGAUAUUAUAUUAAAAUAGUCUAAUUGAUAUCUGAUUGCAUACUUGUUUGAUUUGUGAUAGUUCUCAUAUCAUACUUAUGAUUUUCUUAUAC